GAGCUAAAAGCUCACACCAAAGAGCAGGCUGGUGGCACAGCAACCUCUGAAAUGAGGGGUUUGGAUCUGCCCCCACCGCCAAAGAAUCAUCCAGUGGUCCCUUGUCUGGAGGACAAGGAGAGUGAAGAGAAACAAGAAGUGAGUGAUGAGUCACUGAGCAAGGAACCAUCUUCUGAAGUGACGACACCAGGGGUGAGAUUCACUCAGAAUGGUCUGAUCAACAAGGCCACUCCCCUGGGGACGAGUGUCAUUCCGGUAAGCCUAGACAUCUCAAUAAAGUAUGUACCACCUAUGAAUGCUCUGGUGCAGGGGUUCAAAUCCGAAAAGUGCAAAGCUAAACCCCCAAGCAAAACUGUUCUUCUUUCUAAGAGAAACGAGGAGGAAGUACAUGACUCCCCUGGAGCUAUGCCCACUGAUGACUGUGUGAAGAUGACAAGAAAACACAAGAAGAACAAGCACAGGGUCUCCUCGGUGGGUUUCACCCUCUCAAGGGAGGGUAAGAGGAAGGCAGACGUCUUCUGGCUGACUCUGCCCCUCAUCGAGAGUCAGUUCUAUGCCCACGAGUUCAAGACGGGCAACAGGGAGGACGGAUGGAGCAUGCUCUUCCACAAACUUUCGGGGACAGACUCUGAGCUGAAACUGGCUGACUCGGACAACGGCUCUUUCAGUAGCAGCCUCGUGAGGAUCGAGGAAGUGAGCUGGCAGUACAUCGUCACCCAGGCUCCGCUGGACAAUAAAGUCGCCAACUUCUGGCAGAUGGUCUGGGAGCAGCACAGCGUGGGGAUCGUAAUGUUGUGCAAGUGUGCCGAGGGCGACGCAGACGUGUGUGCUCAUUACUGGCCAACGAUGGGGGGCGACCCACUCCUUGCCGGCUCCCUAGUGGUCGAAUGCAUCAACAGCGACUGGAGCGAGUGCUUCUGCGUCUCCAGGCUCAGGCUGCACAACCUGGAGGCUGGGGAGACGUUUGAACUGCUCCACUUCCACUACUUUGCCUGGCCCGAGUUUGGUGGUGUGCCUGAGGACCCACACACCUUUGGCGAGUUCCUGAUGGUCGUUCGAGAGUCGGGCGUCAUGCAACCGGGUGUUGGGCCACCCAUUGUUCACUGCGCCACUGGUACCGGUCGCUCUGGUGUGUUUACUCUGUGCGACGUCGCACUCUCCUGGAUUGAAGGUGCGAGAGGUGUGGGCACCGUUGACAUUGGGAGUCUGCUCUCCAAGCUGCGCCGGCAGCGUCCGGGACUGGUCGAGACGAGUGAAGAGCUGCGCUUUGCCUACACCACCAUCCUCAACACUGCCUGCUAUGGACUCAACCUGGGGCGCAGUGUCAAUGACCUCGUGAGAGACAUGGACAACUUCACCGACUCUCUCAUAGAGGAAGAGAUGAGUCGACUGAGUUCGAGGUGGACCAACACCUCUCCCAAAACAAAUCAAACACAGCUGCUCUCUGAGCACUCUGUUCAUCAAUCAUCUCUGCUUCUUCCAGACUGGGAGUAUCCCUCUUCUCCUGGUCGCCCACUGGAUCUGGGGGAAUCCCACGUGGCUCCGUUUGUGGAACUGACUCCCGAAGACCGUGGAAUCUUUCUCCCGCCUCUCCCUGAUACUCCAGUGGCAGCUGCCAAGUUUGUAAUAGUCCAGCCACAGUUGGAAAUGCCAGCAGUGGCUGAUGACAAGACCACAGCACGUGAUUCAAGGGAAGAGAUGGCUGGCACUGAAGACCAAGUUGAGUCAACCGAGGCCGCAGUGGAUGAAUCUGCAGCUAAACCAUCCAACGCCGAACAAUCAGCAGUCGGUAAAGAUACAGCCAGCAUGGCAUCACCAGUGCCUGAGUGUGACCUACUGGGCAAAGACACAUCCGUACCACCACUGGACCCAGAUACAAGAACUGCUGAAGACCAGACUGAACAGAUGGUGGUGUGCCAGCCUGACUUGGCCUGUGACUCACUGCCGGGAGAGGACAACACCACACUUCAUCAAGCCUCACAGCUCAAUCGGGUGGUCGUUGCUGUUGUGGAAGCUUCAAUUGAGGCUGGGACAGACAACGAUGAUGGCAUUGUGACUGAGUCAAUGACCCAGCUGCCACAGUUCCCUCAAGUAGUGGUGGUUGAAGAUGUCUCUCUGCCUGAGCCUCAGUGCGGUGGAGUUGAGAUUGUAACUGAAACUGAGCUCCCACAACCCAUGCUGGCUGAAAACGUGGUUGUGAACGUAACUCCGAUGGAAGAAAACUCGUCAACUCUAACACAGACACAGUCAGGAAAGAGGAAGAAGAAAAGGAGUUGGUUCAAGAGGCUGAGACAGGCUCUCUUCCCUUGCACAAGGGCUAACAGAGACUAA
Messenger RNA from Geodia barretti, 2331 nucleotides. The record is from the annotation of a GenBank genome assembly. NCBI's taxonomy places the organism in Eukaryota, Metazoa, Porifera, Demospongiae, Tetractinellida, Geodiidae.